Messenger RNA from Tribolium castaneum (red flour beetle), 4935 nucleotides. RefSeq names its product neurogenic protein mastermind. Gene Ontology annotation, molecular function: transcription coactivator activity. Gene Ontology annotation, biological process: positive regulation of transcription by RNA polymerase II; Notch signaling pathway. Gene Ontology annotation, cellular component: nuclear speck. The transcript is spliced from 7 exons. NCBI's taxonomy places the organism in Eukaryota, Metazoa, Arthropoda, Insecta, Coleoptera, Tenebrionidae. The coding region runs from base 943 to 3783 and encodes 946 amino acids. The record is from RefSeq and is a predicted model, not a curated record.
GGCACCCAUCAUCAUUUCGCAUGUGACAGGUGGCUGCACUGGCACGCCAUUCGUUGUAAAAUGGCCGCGGUGUGUGUGUUAAACUCGAGAGUGAAAGUGUGUUUGUGUUUCGUAUUGAAAUAAACUGUUGUGAAACACUGAGAAACAAUUGUUUUAAAAGCGAUUGUGUCGAAAGAGAUUGUCUGUGAAGUUUUGGUCGUCGGUGCGUCGGUUACAACAAGCCCCGAGUCAAAAGAGCCCAACUUGGCUCCAGUCGCAGUGUUUAUAACCUCAACGCCACUUAAACUGGACUUUUCGAGUCCUCAAAGAGUAAACAAACAAAGUUUCAUUCAUCAGUUUGGGGAACGGAGCACCGGGAGGAAACGCCAUGCGUUCCAAAACAACCUGUUAAAAAAGUCCACUGAACUUUGUGUUUACAUCCUGACGGAGAGCCCCUCGCCGCUGCGCUGCCUCCAGCGAGUCAAAGGGGCCCCGAGAUGCACACCUAUGUCCCUUACGUGUUAAAAUGCACAUGGAUACAACGCAAAACAUCAGUUAACCUUCAGCACUCAAUUGAGAAGGCAAGCUGUACCUAAACACUGAUUGACACGUCUGGAGAUACAAAUUUGAAGGUCGUUUAUCUAAAUAAAAUGUGUUUUGCCAUCGUGCAGUUGGGUGCGAGACUGUUUUGAACUACCCGCGUCAAGUCAUGGUCGGUUCAGGAGUGUGAAAUUAUUUAUUUACAAGUGCGAUGUAAAAACGGACACGCAGAUCGACACACUGGAUCAAGCCAGCUCUGGUCCAGGGGGUUGCCACGACGGUGGAGGGACAGUCCCCCCCGUCGUCCCACAGCCCCCGGGACUGUCGCCCUUUCCUCACGAAAUCAACACUCCCAAGCGACAAGCUGUGGUAGAAAGACUUCGAAGAAGAAUCGAAAAUUAUCGAAGAAGACAGAACGACUGCAUGCCGCGUUUCGACCAGUCCUUUACCGGUCUCUGCGAGCAAAAUCUUCAAGACACCCUGCAGCUGAAGCAGCGCUAUUUGGACGCCAAAGCGAAAAGAGUACCGAAAAGUAAAGACAAAAAGCAGCAAGAAUCGAUUCAAAGCAGCGUGCACGUGCAGCAGAAAUUCUUGAAACGAUCGGCGGAAGAGCACGAUCCGGGAGGGUCAUCUGAGAAUUUCGAGCCACCGGUGAAACUCCAGUGCACAACACAGCAGCACGGUUCGCAUCAGAACGAAGGUCUGACGAAGUUUUCGGUCGAAAUCGUCCAGCAGCUCGAAUUCACAACGUCGGCGGCCAAUUCCCAGCCUCAGCAGAUCUCCACCAACGUGACGGUGAAGGCGCACACCAACGCCUCGGUGAAGAGCGACGUCUCAUCGCCCAAGUCGAAUCCUUCGACGCCGGCGUCCAACCUCCAGCAGAAGUCCAACAUCGGCCUCGACGUCGGCACUUUGGUCGAGUGCGUCAAGCAGGAGCCCGACAACGAUUUCGCCGAUUUAGACCAAUGUGCGGCGGCGUUAGAGAAGGAUGCGGCCGCCAACGGUGGCACCGGCUUUGGUGGUUUCUCCGACCUCAUCGGCGAAGACACCAACGACGAGAUCAUCACGUCUGACGCCUUCAACGAUCUCAUCUCAGAUAUUAGCAACUAUCCCGAGUUAAUGAAAGACUUUGAUUUCGAAGAUAAAUCCGAGGUUAACGCGAGUGUUAACGGUUUGAAAGUGGAAGACAUUAAAGAUCUGCAACAACCGGUGGCAGACAACGCGAAAUCCACUCACAGUCCUUUAGUUUCCAAUCAAAAUAACUAUUCCCCAGUCUUCGAAAACCAAGGAGGCAUCAACAAAACCCGCAUGCCUCCUUACACUAACAUUGAUUUCUGCAAGACUGAACUGAGUCCGGCCGCACAAACCCUCAAGCAAAUGGCCGAACAACACCAACAUAAAAAUCAAAUGGGGAUGACUUUCAACCCCAACACCAGAGCGCCGAAUUCCAGGUCACCUUACCCCGAUUUCCAGUUCCAAGGUGACUAUGGAAGCCCCAACUCGAACCCCAACUUCCAUAAAAACAGUCCGAAUUUCUCGCAACCUGACAUGAUCAAGCAGGAGAUGAUCUUCCAAGGGAACGAUUUUGACAUGAAGCGGAAAGGUGCAGGGAUUUACAAACAGCAGCAAUAUUCCCCUUAUAGCAGUCCCAGUGCGAGUAGUCACGGCAGUCCGGGUUAUUUACCGAGAAGUGGUACCGGAUCGACAAGUGGUGGCGCCUUCGGCGGCGGUACUCCCCCGAGACCGCCCUCGGGACCUGGUGGCAACAAUUCGGGAACCACCUUGCAGAUAAAUCAAGCGCAACAACUCCAUAUAAGUCAGCAGAAUCACGGACACGCCAUUCAGGUGUCGGCUGGUCAACACCUUCAUUUAAGCGGCGACUUGAAAGGCAAUGUAUCCAUCGCGACACAACAAGGAAUGCACUUUAAUCAACACACGACAACAAAUGGUACCUCGUCUCAAUCCCAGAACGGACAAAACGUUCCCCAACAGAACCCGCUCUCAUCAAACCAACAACAACAGAACCAACAACAAAUGCACAACAGCAAUCAACAACAACCGCAAAACCCAACGAUGGGCAGUCCCAUGAUGUCCAAUAACCAACAAAUGCCGAAUUCGCAACAAGGCUCAAUGGGCGGAAUGCAAGGGAUGAUGGGUGGUCCAGGAAUGCAACAUCCUGGGACGAUGGGUGGCAACUUAUCAGGACAAAUGCCAGACGGCUACUCCAUGUCACAAAGCCAGACCAUCAACUUCACCCAGCAAACCUUAAGGCAACGUGCCAAUGGACCCAAUGUCGUACCAAAUAAUAUGGGACCAAAUGGGCCAAUGGGACCAGGACCUAUGGGAGGUCAAGGCGGAAUGGGACCACGUCUAAUGAAUACUCAACUCGAACAACAGAAACUUCUGCAACAACAGCAAAUGAUGCGCGUGCAACAAGCCGCACUGCAACAGCAUAUGGUCAGGCCGCCGCCCCCGGAUUACAAGAGUAGUGCAGGAAUGAUGCAAGGUGUGCAACCCAGAUUUGCAGGAGCGCCACCUAACAUCCGAAGAAUGCCACAACAGCCGAUGCCACCGUCAGGUCCAAUGAUACGACCACAUAAUAUGUACGUGAUGCAACAGCACCAACAGCAACAGCACAUGAUCUCCAGAAAUAUGUACCCGCGACAGCAAGGACCACUCAGUGGAAUGGACGCAAUGCAACAUGGAAACACCGAGUGGCGACAUCUGCUGAUGCAACAACAGAACACUAAUUUUAAUCCGCAGAUGAGGCCAAACAUGCAACAAGGUUUUAACAUGAACGCCGGAAACAUGCAGCUGUCAGCCCAGCACCAGCAGAUCAGAAGUCAGCAGAGCAUGGGUCAGGCCCAGGUGAUGGGCCAAAGUGGCAGUCCCAUGUCGCAAAUGAACAACAUGAACCAAAUGUUGAACCACAUGCAGCAACAGCAGAGUAUGAUGCAGCAACAGCAGCAGCAGCAACAACAACAGCAACAGAAUUCUCAGAUGUCCAUAUCAAGCAUCCACAUGCAACAAACCCAGUCGAUGACAGUGACCAAUCAGACACUCCAGCAGAACAUGAACAAUCAACUUGUAAAUAAUUCAUCAAGCAACCAAAAUAAUUCGUUAAAUAAUUUCAAUUCCCAAUCGACGGACUUUAUCGGUCUCGAAUUUCUAGAUAAUCUUCCAACAACUGAUUCAACUGCAUUUACUGAUCAGGAGCUGCUAAGCUCGUUUGACAGUGACUCUGGCUUUAAUUUAGAUUUUUAGUAGAAUUUUAUAUAAUUUUUGUUAAUAUUUUUUAUAUAUAUAUUUUUGUACAUAUUGUACUGUGGUUUCUGUUGGUCUUUAGUUUUUUUGGUUACAAUGCUUGAAAUUUGUUUUUGAUACAACGUUUACAAGAAAUGAACCCGAAUGACAAUAUACCUAUCAAAUAUCUACAGUUUGUAUUAAAUUACACUGCCAUGAAGCAGAUUAUGAUUAUAAAAUAGAGCUGUGACAAAGUGGAGUGAAAUUUUGUAGAUAUCAGCUGCAAAACAGAAUUUACAUUUAUACAGUUUAGAGAAGUGUACACAAAAUUGAAACUGAAUCUCAUCUGUCAUAUCACGACUUGUAUACACAAUUGAUAAGUAUUUAUAUCGUGUUAUAUUUUACUCCUAACCGUAGGAAGUUGGCGUACAGUACGUAAUAUUUACGAUCGUGAAACUAACGGCAGAAAAUCGUAAAUAUUGCAAGUGGCGGUGACUAGUUGAAAUAAAUAUAAUUAGAGAACAGUUCUUUAAACUCCUGUAAUCCAUUAGUAAAUGUUCGAGCAUCCGUUACUUGCAGCUUAUUUGGUAAUUGUGUGGCGUGUCGUUGUGUCUAAAAUUUGUCAUUUCGCAUUUUUGUAACGUUCUAAAUUCCUAACGGUAGCUACUUGCGAUGCGCUCCAAGAUUACCGAAUACCUAGCCAAAGUCGGUGUUCUUAGUGAAAUAAUUAUGUAAUGUUACUGGCUUAAAUAUAAGAUUUGAUUUUUCAAGUUUGGUUGGUGAAAUAUUGUCACAUGCAAAGACUAUUUUUUUAUUCAUGUUUGAUAUUUAAGCCACUAAAUUGAGGACGAUGAUCUCAAUAAAUUUUAAUUAGUGAAAAAUUGCGUUUCUUUCUAUGAUGAUGACUAGGAUAUACAUUCCAAAGUGUAAUUCUGUUUCCAAAGUUUUGUAAAAACCUUCUCUCAGUAUUGAAUUGCUUAUUUCUUCUGCACUUAUUAGCAGACCACAGUCUUAGUUUUAUCUGUAAUAAUUUAUACGUGUACUUAGAUGAAAUGACAUUGUUAUCAUAUUCUAAUUUUUGCAACAUACAAGAGUUUAUAUUGAAAAUAUAUAUUCCAUGUUUUGUAGAUUUAUCAUAAAUUCAGGUGAUUAUAAUAAAUAUCCAUAAUGACA